Messenger RNA from Dendronephthya gigantea, 3704 nucleotides. RefSeq lists its product as uncharacterized. NCBI's taxonomy places the organism in Eukaryota, Metazoa, Cnidaria, Anthozoa, Malacalcyonacea, Nephtheidae. The transcript has 5 exons. The record is from RefSeq and is a predicted model, not a curated record. The coding region runs from base 2721 to 3290 and encodes 189 amino acids.
UAUUAGUUGUUUAGUCGGUAUAUAUAUAUAUGGGAAUUAAAGAAAGCAUAUAGUAAAAAACCUAUUUUAGAAACCUGUUUUAUUUAUUUUAUUGUAGUUUUUCAACCAGUUUAGAUACUUUUAGUAAUACCUAUAUAAUACCAAUAGACCAAAAUAAUUUUCGAGUUGGGAAAUGGGGCAACAGAUAGAACACUUACAUAAUUACAUCAUAAUUUUACUAAGAGCAUUAGUCGGCAAACUGCCUGCCAUUAAUUGUUCAAGAAAAAGUUAAUAAUGAAAGAAGUACUAAAAAAUUUUACUUUUUUACCCAGAGCCUUUUAUUAGUUCGAUUAAAAUUUGCGACGCCUUUUGUCAAACUUAUAUACGAAAAGAAGUGGUCGGUCUACUUGAUUACAAGGCAUUUGUAUUUUCGACUAUAAUUGUCGAAUGGGGCAUUUUUUGGGGGUAUAUUUUUCGCAGAACGCAGCAUGACUGCUAGUCCGCGGCGCCAGUUAUAUAUAAUACUACUGAAUUACUCCGUAAACAUGGCAAGAUCGGUCAUAUCCGAACUACCACGAACCAAUCAGACAAUAAUAGCUAAUUAAUUAACCACUUAAUUAACUUCAAUUGCAUCUUUACAAGCAUGAAAACCUAUUUUAGAGACCUAUAAGGCUUAUGUAUCCUAUUGUAAUUUUUUCAACCAGUUUAUUUUAGUAGGACCUAAUAUUAUGUAAGUCAGUUGGGAAAUGGGGUAACCCAUAAGAACCAUCCUUACAUAUGCACAGUUACAGAUGUUGUUGUUAAUGGCCUUGCAGGUCACACUGCAUGCGGGCCAUUACUUGUUUAAUAAAUAGUUAAUAAUGAAAGAUACAAAUUCAGAGACGUGAACUGAAGUAAAAUUUUGUUUUGUAAAACUGUAAAAAUUGUAAAAUGAUAGUACUAAUAAUUAUACUUAAAAAUUUCCAGUGCCAUAUGAAAGUUAAGGAAUGAUAAUUCAGUUUUGCAAAGCAUCUGGGUUUUCGACUUAAUUGCCUUUAAUGACAAACAGGCUCGAGGAAUGUUAAUUGCGACUAUACACAUGCGGCACGACUGCUAUAGCCUAACCGCUUAAUUGUAAACAUUGCAAGAUGUCACGUCUGAACUAACCAAUCAGAUAACGUUGUUAAAUAAUUGGUUUCAGUUUUACAAAAAAAGUCUAAAUUUGUCGUGUGGAUAGCUAAAAGAGCACUGAGCACGGAGUCCUCUACAUUGCGACAGGGCAGGCCACUUCGUCUUUCGACAAUGGCCCGAACAUUGUUUUUAGCAAAAUCUGCGAUUUUCUUCCGCCUUUUCUUCUGUGUUUUAGUUGUUGCGUAUUCUACUGCGAAUAUGUUUCGAAAAAUUGGUACAGGUAAGAAAGUAAAGUAAUAUAUCACUUAGUAUGUAACGUUCAAGUAAAAAGUAGGAAUAAUGCACACAAUUGAUGUUUCAGUUCAAGGCACCGAGAAAAAUCUAUAAGUAUUUUCAGUAUUUUUUUCAGAAUAUCCUAUUCAGAACCAUAUUUCCAAUUAAAAAAGUAGUAUGCGAUGAAAUAAUUUGGAACGCAUUCUUUUCGUUGUAUACUGACUAUGCCCACGCAUUGGAUACGAGUUUCGAUUUUGAAAUAGGUACAAAUGGUUUUUUAUCAUAGGACAUUACUCAAGCGAUAAUUUUGCUAACCCAAACGUAAAACGAGCUAUAAAUAUCGUUGUGUUUGGAUUUCAUUUUGGAUAGCGUGUUCAUGUGGGCAUUGAUUCAUCCUGUCUCUGAUCUCGCUUCUCAGAGGCGAGAUCACAGCUAGCAGGACAGUUCGACCUUCGUCUCCUCGUACAGUAUGAAUCGCGAUGAUUAAAGUUUUAUUAGUAAAAUUAAGACGAGAUCAUGGGCAAGCGAGACGUCCCGGUGAGCAGGAUCAUAUGAACUAGAUCUGGCUUUUUGCUUAGAUUUUCUAGCUAGCUAUAUUUUAAAGAGCUAUAUUUCGUCCCAGGCAGUGCAAGUGGUUCAAUUGUUUAUUUAUCAUAGAUGACUGCUCGUGUACACAUGAUACACAUCGUGUACACGAUGUGACUCGGUCACAUCACAUGUUGGAUGCGCAUUACUUUGUGAUCGCCAUAAAAAUUGCGUUGGAUACGGCUACAGUUCCACAAGAGUGGGCAUAACAAACUGUCAGCUGAGUAACUGCGCCUUCAGGGACAGCAUACAUGCCAAUCAACAUUGUUCAGCACCUGAAUGGACAUUUUUUCAGACUCACCGUAUUGCCUUAGUAAGUCUGAAGACCCUCCUUAUAAACGGUUAUUAGUGACUGUGGGUUGGUAAUAACAGCUACCAAUAUAGUGUUAGCUGUUAUUUUUGGCCAGUACUGUAAUAGAAAUAUGUCACUCUUUAUCCUCUCCACAGUUAUAUCUCUCCAUGUUAUCCUAGAUAUCCAACUUAUGAUAUUUCUAUUCCACACAAACACCUUCAAUAUCUUAUUAUUCCCAUCGAUUAGGAUUUAUGAGCUGCCUAGAAUUUACACAUUACAUGCAUAAACAGAAACUUCCGAAUCUUACGAAACUAAAGCGUUUACCAAAAUUGUUUUUAUUCAGUAUGGAUCAAAAGAAAAUCCUGGACGAUCUUGCAAAGACAUAUUGGUGAAAAGAUGUGUUGACGACGAUAUUCAAGAUGAGAUAUAUUGGAUAACCUUGGAAACAAAUAUCCAUCAGACUUUUCCAGUAUAUUGUGAUAUGAAAAACGGUGGUUGGACUCUCGUCUUCAAAACGAUUGCUGGCAUAUCAGGAAUAAUAAAAGAUAUUUGGAAAGAUUCUCUCUCGUAUAAAGAACAUUCACUGGAAGCAUUGAAUAAAGAUAAUUCCUUCAAACAUCAUUAUAAAAACCGGAUUGUACUCCAUUGGAAAAUGUUUAAUCCUGUUGAGGCUCGUGUGGUACUCUACAACCAAACCAAGGAGCUGGUCGUGAUGAAAUUUAACGUCAUUGCUUCAAACAACACCGAUUGGUUUAGUGUACACCGUUUACAACAAUCUCCAUGGAAAGAUAUUUUUUCAUCUCCUAUAAACAUCUUUGGAAUAGAUGGGUGGUGUAUACACACUGGCUGUCGCUCGUUUUUCAUGAAUAGCUACUAUAAUACUUGUGAUUAUGAUGUAGGGUGGUUCUAUAUUGGUCGUUCUGGUGUAUGUGUCUGGGAUACUCGCUUUCCAAGAAAUUCAAUUCAGUAUAGUAACAGCAAUACAUCUGUAACUUGGAAUCAAAUGGAUAAAGUCGCCACCGCAGAAGUGUUCGCUGUUUAUCUUCGAUAAGGAUAACGACUUAUCAGAAUAUACUAUGGAUAAAUUUAAUUCUUAACUCCUUAAGACUCAAUGGCAAAAGCAUGUGAUCUUUAUUUCCGAUUUCAUCGUCACUUUUGGUCAUCUUUCAAGCUAGGCAUAAAGCUCUACUGAAAAACGUCUGGUAUCUCCCAGUUUUUAUUUCAUGAAAUUUUUAGUUCGGAAGAUGAAUUCUUGCACAAUCAAGAAGCGUGAUUAGUAGAAUUUUUUUACUUUUUGAACUACCGGUUCAAAUUAUUCAACGACGGUAUUUUUCGAAUAAGAUCAAUUUCGACCCAAAAACUGUCCUUCAAUGAUUGUAGUUGUCAAAGAAAAGCUUGCAUGGGUUGCAUAGUCCUUUUUGUGUGUGUAAAAUCAUAGGCAGCCCGGUCAGUGCGGGUACCGCAU